AUGGGAUUUGACGUUAAUAGAUUCCAAGGAGAAGUUGAUGAAGAAUUAAUUUGUCCAAUAUGUUCCUGUGUACUUGAAGAUCCUGUUCAGGUGAGUGAUGUGUUGCAGGCAGCAGUAUGUGAGCAUGCAUUUUGUCGUGUCUGCAUAAACGAGUGGAUAGGAAGGCAGCCAACGUGUCCGCUGGACAGGACACCAAUAACACCAGCUCAGCUGAGACCAGUACCACGAAUUCUGAGGAACCUCUUGGCGCGACUGUGUAUCAAUUGCGACAACAUGGUAUACGGGUGUCAGGCAGUAAUAAAGCUGGACAGUUUAGUGACACAUCUUGAAGAAUGCGAGUUCAACCCCAAGAGACCUGUACCCUGUGAACAGGGUUGUAGCCUAAUCGUGCCUAAAGACGAGCUCAAGAACCACAACUGCGUGCGUGAGCUGCGUAGCCUAAUUCAAUCCCAGCAUCAGAAACUCAGCGACAUGAAGCGUGAGUUGAGUGAACAGCAAUUUCAGAUGAACGAGCAGAGACGUGAGAUAAAUUUACUUAAGGAUUUUAUGCGAGCUAUGAGAGUUUCUAAUCCAGCUAUGCGGGCUAUUGCCGACCAAAUGGAGCGAGAUGAAGUUGUCAAAUGGUCUGCUACUCUUCCACGUGCUCGGGUUACUAGAUGGGGUGGUAUGAUAUCUACUCCAGAUGAACUUUUACAGACAAUGAUCAAAAGAACGUUAUCAGAGUACAACUGUCCGCCACAUGUAAUUGACGAGCUGAUGGAAAAUUGUCACGAGCGAAAGUGGCCACCAGGCUUAAGCUCUUUGGAAACGCGACAAAAUUCCAGACGUCAGUACGAGAAUUAUGUCUGCAAGCGGGUGCCGGGUAAACAAGCCGUACUAGUACUUUAUUGUGACAACACGCACAUGCCAGAGGAUAUGAUGGUUGAGCCAGGAUUAGUUAUGAUUUUUGCUCACGGCAUCGAGUAA
Molecule: messenger RNA, 966 nt
Organism: Cotesia congregata
Lineage: Eukaryota; Metazoa; Arthropoda; Insecta; Hymenoptera; Braconidae
Source: the annotation of a GenBank genome assembly